Molecule: messenger RNA, 219 nt
Organism: Strongylus vulgaris
Lineage: Eukaryota; Metazoa; Nematoda; Chromadorea; Rhabditida; Strongylidae
Source: the annotation of a GenBank genome assembly
AUGAGCCAAGUGCGAACUGAAAGGCAGUUAAAAGCACUCCAAAUAGAUGACAUCAGAAUCACGGACGCGGUGACGGAAGCUGUCGAGCGACAGCCUUCUUGGGCUCUCCUGCAUCAAAUGAUAUGGUGCUGGUCAGAAGAAAAGGAGCUAAGGAAGGGUACAGAGGUAAAAGAACCAUUUCAGGUGGUACGACUCGAAGCUCCACAGAAGAUAGAAUAA